Ornithorhynchus anatinus (platypus) is the source of this 2207-nucleotide messenger RNA. It is a transcript of the gene BOLL, whose product is annotated as boule homolog, RNA binding protein. The record is from RefSeq and is a predicted model, not a curated record. The transcript is spliced from 12 exons. The coding region runs from base 5 to 901 and encodes 298 amino acids. NCBI's taxonomy places the organism in Eukaryota, Metazoa, Chordata, Mammalia, Monotremata, Ornithorhynchidae. Gene Ontology annotation, molecular function: RNA binding.
GCCGAUGGAGGCGGAGGCGGCGGCGCCGCCAACUCAUGAGAUGCAGAUGAAUUCUCUGUCACCGUCCCCCGUUCCCGCAUCUCCUGGGCCGUUAAAUAACCCCGCCAGCGGCCCGAGGUUUGGAACUGUCAUCCCUAAUCGCAUCUUUGUAGGAGGAAUCGAUUUUAAGACUAAUGAGAGUGACUUGAGGAAAUUUUUUGCCCAGUACGGGGCAGUGAAAGAGGUGAAGAUUGUAAAUGACAGAGCGGGAGUGUCGAAAGGGUAUGGUUUCGUCACUUUCGAAACACAGGAAGAUGCCCAAAAAAUUUUGCAAGAGGCCGAAAAACUGAAUUAUAAGGAUAAGAAAUUGAACAUUGGUCCUGCAAUAAGAAAACAGCAAGUAGGGAUACCUCGUUCCAGUCUAAUGCCAGCAGCCGGAACAAUGUACUUGACGACUUCCACCGGCUACCCGUACACUUAUCACAAUGGCGUGGCUUAUUUCCAUACUCCUGAGAUGACUUCAGCCCCGCCACCUUGGCCUUCGCGUUCUCUCUCCGGUUCUCCUGUGGUGGUUGCCCAGCCUGUUUAUCAGCAACCUGCGUAUCAUUAUCAGGCACCAGCCCAGUGUCUUCCAGGACAAUGGCCGUGGGGUGUUCCACAGUCUCCCGCUUCUUCGGCGCCGUUCUUAUAUCUGCACCCGUCCGAGGUCCUGUAUCAGCCAUUAGAAAUCUCCCAAGAAGGCAGCUGUAUGCCACCCCUCUCCCUCGUGGAACCGUCCAUCCCAGAGUUUGCCAACCCGGGACCGUAUUGCUUCAGAAGACAGAUGGAUUGGAGGAAGGGAACCAAGGUUACAUUCUGUGAGAAGAAACCUGCUGCUACCUCCUCCCGGAGAAAUUACUACGAGCUACGUCCUUGCUUCUGAUGACUGGAUUCAAACUCAACCGCCUACCUCUAUUUUCAGGAUUCAAGUAUACCUCUAGAGACUCCUAAUGCCAGCAUUUAUGUCUUGGACUUAAACCAACCUCCCUCUCGCAGCUCCAAAAAUACCUUUUUCAUGCUCCUGUUCCGAUCUCUGCCAGCCAGAAUCCAUCUCUCGUUUCUCAUCUAGCCUUCGGGACUUAAAUCUAACAUGUUUAAUGCUCCGGGGUCAAGAGAAGCCAAUCCUAGUUCUCACUCAAACCUGGGACAGAGACAAAACAAGAGGGAAAUGUGCUGGAGAAAAGAGCUUUUGAGAACUCUGGGAAAGAAUAUUUACGAAAUAGUUUUAGGGUGGUAAAUACAUCUUGAUCGUUAGUAGCCAACUGUUUUAUACACGACAUCGUGAUGCCAUGGUGCUGGUUAAAACGACCUACUUUCCAUUUUUUUUUUUUGGUAAAAAGCCCCAAAUAUUAGCAUGCAGUCACUCGCCCCAGUAUUCAUCUAAAAAUUCUAGAAUUUAUAACAUCUUCAUUUGGGGACAUUUUAUUGAUUCUGAUAGACUUAUGGAAACGACUAUACAUUUUCACGUUUUCUCGUCCUCAUUUUGAGUUGGUAAAUUGGGUUCCAGUAAUAUCUUAGGAAAAUCAAGCGGAGUUCAUAAACUGGGAAACAUUUUUCCCUGGGAUUUCGAAAGAUUUAAAGGAAUCGAGGGUUUUAGGAUGUGUUGCCAAGUACCUUAGUAGAAACGUGAAUAAUUUGAGUAAAUUAAGCACCGUAAUUUCAAAUCCCUGGGUCAAAGCCCUCCUCGCUUGGCGACAACUCCUAAGGAAAGAAACAGACCUCGAACGAGCCAUUUUGGAAGAAAAGUCAAAGCGCCUUCCACCCACACAUACAUAGCUGUCUUUAAGCAGAACAAUAUGUUUCAAAUCAUUCACACUGAAGUUCCUCAGCAUUUCCUUUUGGGAGCAGAGAGCAGGACGUGCGGAUUGGCGGGGGGGGUCGAUUAUUUUUUUCCAAGGGUCCAAGCGAGCGUCUGGAUGGGUUGGAAGGUCGCUUCCAUCCGAGCCCCGUUCAAUCCGAUUCCAGCCCCCUAAUACUUUGAGACCAGCGAUAUACCUUCCACGGGUUCGAAGGAUUUAAGGUGUUAGGAAAUAGGCAGCUCCGAGAUUAUAAAACACAGUGCAUCCGUAGUCAAAAAUAUACGGGCUACGGCAACGGAAAACCGAAGUUUCUGCCGUCGGUCACGAAUAAUAAAGUCGUGGCUUCGUUGUAAUGAAAAGGUCAAUUCAAAUAAAAGAUAUGAAUAUCGA